Betta splendens (Siamese fighting fish) is the source of this 1238-nucleotide messenger RNA. Its product is annotated as MICOS complex subunit MIC26-like. Gene Ontology annotation, biological process: cristae formation. The transcript is spliced from 9 exons. Gene Ontology annotation, cellular component: MICOS complex. The coding region runs from base 91 to 747 and encodes 218 amino acids. Lineage: Eukaryota; Metazoa; Chordata; Actinopteri; Anabantiformes; Osphronemidae. The record is from RefSeq and is a predicted model, not a curated record.
UUAACCUUUAAUGUUAUUUGCGCGCGAUGCGCAUGCUCAUUGCAUCUUGUCCUCCUGCUUGCCGUAGAAAGCGAAAUUCUUCUCGGUGAUAUGUCAUACGUAAAACUGGUGUCGCUGUGUGCUGCAGCUCCAGGGCUGACUACUCUGCUGAGCGGCUCGGUUCUGGCAGCAGGUGACGGGAAGAAGAAAACCCCAUUGCGGACUGUAAGCCUCGAUGAGCUGCCGUCCUUGUACACCUCACCUGAAGCAGAGCCUCUACACGUAGCAUCAGAGGACGGGCCCCUGGAGCAGUACGUGUCAUCAGCGAGAAAAUGGGCAGAGCCGUACACGAACCAGUGUCAGACAAAGGUCCAGGCUGCAGUGGACAGAGUUGAGCAAGUUUACCGGACUGUUGAGCCCACAAUCAACACGUCUGUCACAACAGUCACAGAUGUCUACCAGUACCUCAGUAACCCUCCCCCCGACCUCUAUCCCAGUGUGGCAGUGGUGGCUUUCUCUGGGUUCUUUGGACUUUAUCUGGCUAAAGGUUCUAAGGUAAACCGACUCUUAUUCCCACUUGGACUUAUGGCUGUGACUGCGUCCAUGUUUUAUCCCCGGGAGGCUGCAUCCAUAUUAAAGGUGAGUCGAGACUAUGGCUACACCUGGGCCGAGCAGGGCCGCACAGCCUUGGAGAACGUAUGGAAAGAUCCUCCUCUGGGAAAGAAGAAGGAGAAGGAGCAAUCUGAGGGCACCGACACAACCAGCUGAGACACACUCCACCACCAUGGACUCUUCCACUGAGAUGCACUGAUUGCUCCAGUAGAAAACACUCAGACUGGCUUUGAAGUUUCUUUACCAUCAAGCUGUUUUGUUUGAAUUCCUGUUGUUUAUGUAUUUAAUUAUUUUUGCUACUUUGGAGCAGAUGGACAUAUUUGACAAAUCACUAAUCUGUGUAACAUGAACUGCAAUGCAUCAUAUAGUGUUAAUGAAUCUCAAAAACCCGAACAUUGGUCAUGGACUGAAAAUGCCAGCAACCGGCAACUGAUUCAAACAUUCACAACUGUGAUAAGUAGUUACUUUCCUUGUUGUAAUUCAUAACUCAUUUAUUGAAAGACAACUGAGAGGCAGAAAUGUGAAGAAUUAUUAAGUGUGCGUUCACUUUAUGCAAGGAUGUAUCUCAGACACCUGUUCCCAGGUUGGGACCAAAGCACAUGUCAGUGUUAUGUUUAAACUGUCUGUCUAAUAAAUGAGCAAAACUA